CUGGUUGAAUCCUCGCUUCGAACACAAGUCGUGUAUCAGUUGUAUAGUCGCCGUGACACUGUUUGGACGUACACACCAUAGCCGAUCCCGAAGAAAGCUCGAAUCAAAAUUCAACCGUUUCUCUUUUUUUUUAUUAUUAUUUCUGAUUCAACCGUUUUGCUUGACGAAAAAAAAAGAAAAUUUCAUUCAAUACCAAGGAUUGCAAUAAAGUAGUCAACACAAUUGAAAACAAAACGAAAAAGAAAAAAGAAAAAUCAACGAAAUCAACGACUCAAUUGCAUUGUUAGUUGAAUUAUUUUUUUCCCUUUGUUUCUUGAAAUCAAUUUAAAUUUUAGAAGAAAAAAAAGAAGAAAAAGAUUUCGUUCCAGAAAAAGUCAAAGAAAAAGAAAAAAAAGCGGAAAAAAUUGUGUGCGCGUGAUUUUAUAUGUGUGUGGUCUUCGAUGUCACGACGAAUUUUGAUUUUCGAGUGAAAAAUGUAACGAACAUUUUUAAAUUCGUUUUAUUUGUUGCUGUUGUCGUUGUUGUUGUUCAUUUGCUUGUUGUUGUUGUUUUAUUUUACGUUCUUCAAAUCGUACAAAAGUCAAUUUUUGUUAUCAUUUUCGUUUUUCGGUUGAAUUACUGCCGCCGCCGCUGCUGCUGUCGCCUUCGAACGGGGCAACGAAUUCGGGACAGAGUUUAUUUUCAAAAAUAAUUGUCAACGGUUGUUCAGUGUUAAGCUGCUCGAUGUGUUUUGUUUGUGCGAGCGAGAAUUAUUUUUCAAUUUUUUUUUUCCUUCUCUUCCGCUUUUAAUUCAUGCAUCGGGAAUUCCUUAAUUCUUUUUUUCCUCUCGUCGCUUCGUUUUCUAUUUCUUUUUUGUUUCGUUUUUCGUCUAUUGUACCUGCCAACCGAAAUCUUUUUUAUUUCGUCUUCAAACGUGGAUGAACGUGGAUCGCGCGCGCGUCUAUCUCUCACACAAAAUUUUUUUUCUUCGCUUUCAGUUAUUCUUGUUGUAUUUGUUUCUGUUAAAAAUAGACAAGAUUUCUAUUCCGGUGAGAAUAUUCAUUAUGAUUAUUAUUUCGGUGGGCCUAACACAUUAGCAAAUGAAAAAAAAAAAAAUCGCGAUCGCAACGGGUCAGAAUUUAUUAAUUAUAUCGAUAAAAGAAAUGAAAAUAAAAUAAAAUAUUAAACAUAAUAAUCAACAAAGGAUUUAAGUAUCGAGCGUUUGAUCGUUCGCAAAUGAUCGAAGCAUCAUCAAUGAACAGCUGUUGUUAAUGCAUUGUCAUAUGUUGUUGUCGCAUUUUAAAAAUAGUCCACCCAGCGGCAUCAAAUAGAAAGCAACAACAACACUAGUAACCACAUUUUAUUUUGUACACCGCGUCAACGACGACGACGGCGACGACGACUACCGCGAAAAAUUCGAAAAUAUUGUAUGUAUUGCAUUGGUGACCAACUCAUCGUCGUCGUCUGCGUUGUAAAGUGACAUCAUUUUCAACAAUUACUCCAACAAUCAACCAGAGUCACACAGACUGGCAUAGAGAGAGUGGAAGAGUAGCGUCAACAAGCUGAACGCGUGGCAAGUCGGAAACGUGCACAAUUCACGACAAAAUAUUCCGUGGAAUCGUUUGCAUUCAAAUCCAUAAAAUGGAUCGGCCGAUGUGACAAAAUGUAGGCGAACGGUCCGAAUCGGAUUAUUUUUUUUUAAGUUGAUAAUCAUCUUGGUCUAUUUUUUCAAGCCAAUUUAUUAAGUACGUAUCGAUUUUUCACAUACUUUCUAUUUUCAUUAAAUUAUUCUUUCGAGUAUUAGAGGUUGUUGUGUUCGGUUCGAACAGCAUAAUUCGGGACAACAUUGUGAUUUUAUAUAGUUACUUUGUUCAUUUAAAUAAUUGCAAAUCGCGUUUACGAUAAAAGGAGUUUUUAAGUGAAACAACAUUCGGUUUAAGUAGAAACUCAAUUAAUUUGCAUUUCCGCAUCGAUUCCAUGUUGAAUCGACAUAAUUGUUUUUAGUGUACGUGACGAUUGAACUAUCGAGAACAAUUUAAAAAAAUAAAACAAACAAUCUUCGAAUAAAAGGUUAGCGGUAAUAAACAAUAGAUAAAAUAUAUAUUGCGAGAAAAACGGGAUAAAACACCAGGCAUAACGAAAGUUGUGGUUGAUUUGACGCAUGACAGACGGAAAAUUGAGCGUGCAAUCUAAUUUUUGCUGUGUGUACAACCUGAAGCCCGUCGCAAUGAAUCGAGUGGGCCAGGAAUGUACGUAAUAUUUCCAGCUGAUGAAUUAAUAUAUAUGACAUACGGUGCUGCAAUACCACGAUUCAAACCACGACCAACUCUGGAUAACUUGCGCGAGCCAUUAGUCCCUUUUGAUACCUUACCCAACCACAAAACAUCCCAAAACCCAUCCAAUCGCCAAUCCUAUCCUCAAAACUCCAAUGCGAGCAACGAACAAAAGCUACAAAAACAACGACAGCAACAACAACAGCAGCAAAAACAGCAAAAACCAAGCAACCCUAAGCCAGAGCCGAAGCCGAAACCAGAGUCAAAGCCAAAGCCAGAGCAAAAACCAAGUAAAAAGAAGGAAAAAACUGAUAUUUUUGGCUACACCAGUCUUGAUUCACGCGAACCAUCAAUCUAUCCCGACGACGUGUAUGUAAGCGGUGCCAUAGCACAAUCAUCAAAGCGAUCAACCGCCACCACCACCACCACCACCACCGCCACCACCUUCUCACUACCCAGUCCCAGUGCAUCAUCGUCAUCAAGCGUUAAACAACCGCUACCACCACCGUCUCCAGCUCGCAUUCAGCAAGCAAUAACAACAAGCAACGGAAAGCCACCCGGAAAAUCGAAAAGUCGACUGCACCUUGGUCUAGGCAUAUUUGGAUCAAAACAACAAACAACACCCGAACCGGCCCGUUUACGUACGUACCACGAAUUCCGUGUGUCAAAUCCAACAUUUACACGGGAAAAUAUAUCGGCACGGAAUUAUGAUGCGUUUUUCGAAUCGGGCGAACCAGUGUAUCGCCUUGAGCAUCGAACACCGGUAAUACCGCACGUCGAAUCGGAUCCAUUCGAUAGUGAAACCGCAAAGCGGCCUCAUUCAUUUGGUUUAUUUUCGAAAAUGUCAAAAUCAAAGGAAACAACUGCCGCCGUCGCUGCCUCCGCCAAAUUGAAUGCUCGAUCGCGUAGCAGCGAUCCAAUGAGCAUGGUGUCCGAGAAAGACAACGUCACAAAAACAAGUCGUAGUCUAUUCAACGGUUGGCGUAGUGGAGGUGCCUUAUCAGGCACAGGCACCUCUAGUAACAAUCACAUCAAUAAUUUUAGUGAAUACCCAUCAUUUCAAACCACGACCACUACACGAAUAAUGGCUACCUCAUCAGGAAUUUUUAAAGAUUGUACUCAUAUUACAUUUAAUGACACCAUCAAAUCGCAUAACAAUGUUACAUUCAAAUUAGUUAAAACAGUAUCGGAUUUUACGCAACAACUAUCGCAAUUGUAUGAACAUCAUGGUGAAUCCCUUCAAAUGCUUGUCUCAACAUUUCGCAAACGAAAUAGUGAGCUGCGUAAAGAAAGGCCAUCCUGUCCGUCAACAUUGUUCCAGGCGUGGGAAACGUUUCUGCAAGAAAUCGAAGCGGAUUCGGUCACGGCAAAUGACAUAGCCAAAACGCUAUGCAGACAGGUAUCCGAACCGAUUUUGGCGAAAACGUUUCAUCGCAAAGUUCAAAGCAAAAAAGUUUUCACUCAUCGAGAAUCGUUUGACGUGAUCAUCGCAAAGACUGAAGAAAAAUUGGCGCAGUGUCGCAUGGAUUAUAAGCAUUGUUUUAUGGCACAUCGUCAACAGCCUAGCCAACAAACGCUUACUAAUUACAUCGAUUCGCAUAAUACAUACGUUCAACAGCUGCACACCACGAACGCAAUGCUCGAAUGGUAUAACAUCGACACGGUACCGCAGUUGAUGCAAGAACUUGAGGACAUUUACAGUGAUUUGUGCGGAAUUGUGUCCGAGGCGAUUUUCAAUGGAGCCGACAUCAUUUCGGCAAAGGCCAAUGAUCAAUUAAAACGUUAUGAUAGUUUGACAAAUCAAUGCAAAGGCAUAUCACCACAACAGGAUUUGACCAGUUUUGUGAAAAUUCUACAGCCCGAAUCGCCACCAAAAGUUCCUAAAAAGUCAUAUGCUGCACCAGUCAAUGAAGUUGAUGAGGACCAGUCACCAAUUCCAUUUAGAAAUGAGCUUAUUGUAGACCGAAAUGCAUCAAUUCAAAUCCGUCCUUCAGUAGACGCACUUAAAAGAGAAACCAUUGAAAUUGAAACACAAAUCAAACAGCUGCAGGAGUCAUUGGAGUCUUUAAUUCGGGCGCAAAUUCGUGUACUUGAAAGUCAACUGUUCAACAAAUCAAGUGAACUGCAGGAGGAUAUUUCAAUGAAGAAAUUCGAUUUGCAGACAAAACGAUUGCAUUUGGCAGCACUACGGGCUCAGAAAGAGUUGUUUUUGGGAAAAGCCGAUCUAGGAUCACCACCACGUACCGAACGAAAAUUAUCCACAUCGAGUUCAUCCAUGAAGACAAAGUGGUUGAAAGCGUUUCGCAGUCUUAAACCGGCUACAGCCAUUGCGGGCACUGUUAAGAAAAAUGCAGAUCAGUCAAGCAACGGGCGACGAGUUUUCGAUGGUGAAAAUCACAACUUACAGGAAUACACAUACAAGAAGAUUACACCGUGCGACGUUUGUUCACAGGUUUUGAGAGGUCACACACGACAGGGGCUUCGAUGUCGAAACUGCAAAUCGAACGUACAUGUCGAUUGUGCCGCUCAAUUACCCAAAUGCCAAGCAAAACAAAAGCUGUUGCGACGACAAAAAAGCACAUCAGAAAUCGUGACAAAUCGUGUCGACAUCGAUGACAAACCAAACGACAUAGACCAAAUCUAUCGUGUACUGAAACAAGCUGGGGAAUUAUCUGGUGAUAAGACGAAUACAAAUGCCGUGUCGAUCGCGUCGGGUAGUGGCAAUGCCAUUUCGGUUGCAGCUCAACAAUCAAAUGCAAACACCGCUAGCAGCGGUGGCGGCGGCGCCAUUAUGCCAGAUAUACCGAUUGUUACCGAACCAGAUUAUCCAGAACGCGUACCAACCGUACCAUCGAUUGGAGGAUCUAUAUUUACGAGAACUCAUGGUACAAAUGAACGAUCGAACAAAUUAGCCGUAGCUCCAUUAUUAGAUGUAUCGAGUUCAGCCCCACAUUCGCCACGUCGUCAAAAAUUGAAUUUGCGUAUGAAAUCGUUGAGUUUGGAUUCGCCCGAAUCGACUGAGCUACAUGGUCACAUUAAGCGACGUUAUCCACCAUCUGGGCCAGUUCAUUUUAACAUACAGGGAGGUUCAGCUGGUUUACUCGACCACAAUACACCACCGUCAAAUAAUAGCCGAUUACACUCUCCACUGAGUCCAUCAACAGCACGCAGACUUGGCUAUAACCGUAAUCUACGCACGGCUUCUGUUGAGUUACCUGAUGAAGUAGGUGAUAAAAGUUUAUCGUCAGCAAGCACAUCACCAUGCUCGUCGCCGGGCAGACAAAAUCUGAAAGCUCAUCGCCUUUUACCGACCAAUUUAUAUGUAGUAUUAUACAACUUCAAAGCACGACACCCCGAUGAAUUGGAUUUGACGGCUGGAUUCAAAGUGACAGUUAUUGAUCAUUCGGAUCCGGAUUGGUGGCGUGGCAAGUGCUUGGGUCGGGUCGGUUAUUUUCCAUCGAAAUAUGUGGCGCGAUUGCAAGCCGGCGAAAGGCCAUUGCAAGUACUGCAAAAUCUUCAAAUUUCCGACAGCGGUGAUAAGAACGGAACCAUGACAUUGCUCCGAGAUCAAAUUGUCGUUCAGUGCGGUGACGAAGUGUGUGGAUCGGUAAUGGUUCGAUCGGUUGACAACCGGCAAGGCAUUUGUCCGGUGAAAUAUCUACAAGAGGUGUGACAGCCGAAUCGUAAACGAGCCGUUGCCAACGUCAAAGCCGAAUCAACGAAACCAAGAAUCAAUUUGAAUGUUACGAAAACGCAAAAAGUGGUUAAUUCUCAGGCGAAAAUGGGACGACAACGGGGAGGAGCACAACCGACCAAAUUAACAAAAUUGACCGGUUUUUGUGAUAUCGUUAAUCAAGCGAAAUUGAAGAAAACGGGCGGUAAAACCAGUAGCGCAAAGCCAACAGCAGCGAUGACAAAAACGACCACGGCCAAAACGAUUGAAAGGACAAAAACGACGACCACCUCGGUAGCGAGCACAAAAUCGAAAAGUGCCGACAAAUGGGAAGAGUUUCGUGAAAAAAAAUUGGCCGAAAUGAAGCAGCAUAAGAUUAACGUUGAACGACGCAUGCAAACGAGUUGUAAUAUUGAUGGGCAAAUGUAUUGGAGCCAACGCACGGACAAAUUGAAACGAUAUCCAAAACAUGAAGCGUUGCAUCCAUCAUGGUAUACGGAGAAUAUUUAUUCAAAUCAUUCAAUCGAUUUGGAAUCGGAUGACUUUUUCGCCAACGACGAUCAAUACGGCCCAAAUGACUAUGAUCGCGAAACAUCGUUUCAUCGAAAGAAGCCACAUAUCGAUACGGGCUAUGGUUAUCCAAAAUCGCGAAGUUGUUGUUUCGGAAGUGGAUACGAUGAGCGACCGAAGCCAGUAUUAAUGCCAAAAUCCAGUUCGUUUACAGGGACGGGCGGCAGUAGAGGUGUUAGCAAUUUUCGAACGAUGUACAGUACGGUGGAGGAGGAAAGCUUCUUGGAAGUGCGUCGUCAAAAUAAUAGCCGGAAUAAUCUAAGUGGCCUGCGAAAGUUUUAUUGUUGGGAAAAUGAUCGACAGCCGAGCAUCGAUAAAGAUGAACUGUACGCAAACUCACAUAAUCACCUAGACGUCGAUUGUUACAUGAAAAAUCCCGAAGUCUAUCAAAUCGAACGUGAUCGAAAUUAUUAUAAAAAACCAAAUGUCGAUAUUCAUGACGUACAAGCGACCACAAAUGCCAAUUACAUACGAAAUAUUUGGCACAAUCGAAAUCGAAGCUCAUCCCUCUACAAAGUGCAAAAUAUUAAUGAAAUCAAUGGCAAUUAUCUGGAAGAUUUUAGCAAUAUACCGUCGUAUGAUGUGGCACCGAAACGCCAUCAUCAUGAUUUGGACAGUCAUCACCCGUUCGAAGAGGAAUAUUUGAUAAUUCAUCAAAAUAAGCCGAAUAUCAAUUUAUAUUCGGCACGGAAUAGCUUCGACGAUCCGGGUUCGGUGAGCCGGCGGCAGAGUUAUCAUUCGAAUGAGAUGUAUGCCAGUGAUAUGGAUCCGUAUAGUGAACGGUCUUGCUAUAUGGGUCGUGAUAAAAAUUGCAUGGACAUGAGUUUGGGGCAUGCAACUAAUCGAGAUCAUCAAACCACGCGCCAUAGUAUCCGAUCGAAAAGUAUGCUGGAAGUACAGCCACCCAGCCAUUGGGACGAUGACACAUCCUCCGAUUCGACCAUUGAUGAUUUGUACGAUUUUAAUUUUGAUUUUGUCAAUCAAUACGAUUUGGACUAUCGUAACAAUAACAACGCAACGAAAAGUAUGUUGUUAGCCAAGAACAGUAGUCAUCCGUUGUACAAGGAGAAAAAUAUUAAUGUCGACAAUUAUUCAAAGUAUCGGAAGAGCAACAUGGACAUCAUUGACGAUACCGAUAAUGAUAUAAACGAUGUUGACUUUGACAACAAUAGCCAAAGUGACGAGGAUGAAGACAUCAAUUUCAACAGUUUGACAUCGCCCAGGCACGAUCGUUCCCGUUACCACCACCACCAUCAACAUCAAUCAUCACAGGAUAAUGAAUAUCUGCUCUCGAAUCGUAGUGCUCGUGCACGAUACUAUGAUAACUGUUUGUCGUCGACAUCCGAAUUUUAUCCAACCAUCAGCAGCAACAUUAAUAAUAAUAAUAAUCAAAAUGUCAUUAGUCCCAACGGAAAUAGAACAAUAAAUGAAGGUCAUCAUCAAAUCAACAAUAUGCAUUCGGACGAUAAUAAAAUCAACAACAACAAUAACAAUAAUAAUAAUGUUGAUUCGCUGGACGAUGGUAACGCAAAUAUUAAUAGCCAAGAAAGUAAUGGAGCGAUUAGUUUAAUCAACAAUAUCUUUUCGAUUUAUAAACCACGAAAGUAUUCGCCGGUGAGUUGCCGUGCGGCAAGUCAAAAAGCAUGUGGCAUUACGAAAAGCAUGAACGUACCGAGCACAGUGAGACCAUUAGGUGCACCAUAUAAUGAUUUUCUGACAUCGAUGAAACGACCGUUAACCAUAACACCAUCCUGUUUUACCACACAGAAACGUAACUGGAUUAUGCCGCCCACUGCGUCCGUCGAUCAGGCACACUUCAAAAUCAUUCCAGAGAAAACGGGCUUGAAAAUCUCACCGUUAUAUCGCUUUGGCUACGAAGAUGACAGUAAACUACGACUCAAAUGUACCGCCCGACCACUGCUCUUUCCCCUGUAAGUUUUCUUGUUUUGGCUAGAGAAUAAACGAAUUGUGGACGGAGAAAUGAAUGCAAACGAAAAAGAAAGAAAAAACUUGAAAAAAAAAAUUAAAAAAAAAAAA
Sitodiplosis mosellana (orange wheat blossom midge) is the source of this 8532-nucleotide messenger RNA. RefSeq lists its product as uncharacterized. Gene Ontology annotation, cellular component: extrinsic component of cytoplasmic side of plasma membrane. Gene Ontology annotation, molecular function: protein binding. NCBI's taxonomy places the organism in Eukaryota, Metazoa, Arthropoda, Insecta, Diptera, Cecidomyiidae. Gene Ontology annotation, biological process: positive regulation of voltage-gated calcium channel activity; positive regulation of protein localization to plasma membrane; skeletal muscle contraction. The record is from RefSeq and is a predicted model, not a curated record. The transcript is spliced from 20 exons. Bases 2227 to 5925 code for a protein of 1232 amino acids.